UCCACCAUCCCAGCAUGCACUGCGAGGUCUGCAGUAUAUUAUUGACAAAGAAAAAAAUCCUGGAGAGAAACAACAACAGGGUGGGAGCAGAACGCACAGUCCCGGGUUAUAGCAUUAACGACAUCAAAUCUGUGCCUUGACAACAAGUGUCAUAUCAUGGCCCUAAGGAGCUGAGAGUGGGACGUGGUGUUUCCACCUAAAGGAAGUUAGCUUGUCUUUAGUAAAUAGGGGUGGGGGGCCCAGGCAGACUGUGGACGGGGAAGAGAAAGAGCUCAGCUGGAGCCAAUGCAGCAGCAGCAUCGACAGCCUGAGCUGGUGGAAGGAAACCUUCCCGUGUUCGUGUUCCCAACUGAACUUGUCUUCUAUGCAGAUGAGCAGACAUCCCAUAAGCAGGUGCUCACCCUCUACAACCCCUAUGAGUUCGCACUCAAGUUUAAAGUGCUCUGCACAGCACCAAAUAAAUACACAGUGGUGGAUUCCACUGGAGCCGUCAAACCACAAUGUUGUGUUGACAUAGUAAUCAGACACAGAGAUGUGCGGGCCUGCCACUAUGGGGUGUACGACAAGUUUCGACUGCAGGUGUCGGAACAAAGUCAACGCAAAGCUCUAGGUCGCAAAGAGGUGACGGCCACACUCCGUCCCUCAGCCUCACAGGAGCCGCCUAGCCCUCGCUCCCAAGAUGAGGAGCGCAGGAUCAAGGAGCAGUUUGCAGACAGCGAGUUUUUUGAACAGACUACAUUUCAAACAGAGAGCCGUCCUGUUGCUGGAGGACCCAGUCUGCUAACAGUGCUGCUUGGGCUGGUGUGUAUGGCCGCCCUAAUGCUCCCAACGCUGGGAGAACAAGAAACUACCGUGCCUGUCUACCUCCACUUAAGUGUUAACAAGAAACUUGUAGCUGCUUAUGUUCUGGGUCUUCUUACAAUGGUCAUCUUACGCACGUGAAGUACUGUGAGCUGAAGAAUAAACAAUCUCAUAUGAGGGGUCCUUGUAUAAUUCAAUGAGCAAAGCUGACAUCUAUUCAGUUCAUCCCACCCUAAAAGGCUUUAGACUUGGUUUUGAAUCAACACAUGGGUCAGCAUAUACAUUAACACAAUAUCAAACUGACAAAAUGCUUAGCUCUUUGGUGUGUGGAGCUUAAGAAUGUGAGUAGGUGUCACUAAACUGGGCCUGUGAAGAAACAUGAGGCCAUUGUCAGUGUUGUUCGGCCUCAUAUUUCCUUUCUGUAUUUCUAUUGCCAUUAUGUAACAAUACAUUUAACUGGAGUGUGAAGGAAUUGACAUGCAAAUGUGAUGUAUAUAAAGCCAUUAAAAUUUUGUUUGCUAUUAUAUGUAACCACCAUUAUAUUGGAAGCAUUUUUACCAUGUACAGAGGACUAAAUGCAGGUAUUUGCAUCAGUGAA
Betta splendens (Siamese fighting fish) is the source of this 1399-nucleotide messenger RNA. It is a transcript of the gene mospd1, whose product is annotated as motile sperm domain containing 1. The record is from RefSeq and is a predicted model, not a curated record. Lineage: Eukaryota; Metazoa; Chordata; Actinopteri; Anabantiformes; Osphronemidae. Gene Ontology annotation, cellular component: cytoplasm. The transcript has 6 exons. Bases 286 to 942 code for a protein of 218 amino acids.